AUGGAGCCAUCAGCCUUUGCUUCGCUUGCCCACGUUCGAGUACUGCUGUUGCCUGUAGGAGACAUUCGGAGAGAUACUUUUGAAAAGUGGGUUGCGGAGAUUAAGAGCUUCCAGAGCAUACGUCUUGGAGAUAUCCCCUCUGAUCCUCGGGAUGAUAGAGCUCGCUUUAUGCCCAGUCCUCUAGCAACCGGCUAUCUUCACUUGAGCUACCCAUCGCACCCGCCUCCCUCGUCGCAUCAUUCACUAGCCCUCUUUCGUCCCUCUGCCUUUCCGCUUGGUGUCAUCGGAAUUGCGACAUGCUCUCAGUCAGAUUCCAUGUCUUCGAUAUUGGCUCACUUCAAUUCGUCAUUGAGCCAAAUUUUCCCUCAUGGAUCCAUGUUCCCAGUCGCCAGUAAUUGUUUCGUUUUUGAGGAGAGCGAUGGUAAUACCACUCUUGAUGUCAAGGACCAUUUUCCCGGUUUAGUCAUCAUUCCUGGCAUGAUGGGGAACAAGACCCUCUAUAUCGGCACACUUGUUGCUGACUUGUGCUCUCAAAUAUUGGGAGAAUUCGCUAUUCUGAUGCAAUCGCUUGAAAGCCCGCUUGGGAAUGAAUAUUUGAACGCUGCAUUGUUCCCUGUUCUUCCGCCUCCAUCUGAAAUGCCACGGUCAUUGGAGGCUGAAUUUCAUGCUCAUGCUUCCUUACCUCCGCUUCCCUCCCAAAGCAGCCAGCCUGAGCUCGCUUCACCUAAUGGACCUUUACGGGCCAAAACGCCUUUGGCGGUCAAACGCACAUCAACUGCUCCUGGAUUUUCUGGACAUCGUCACGCUAGCCUACCCGUUCCAGCAGCCAAAAGGCGACCAACUGCAAUUGGCGCAGUAUCUUCUCAUGGGAGACUUUUCAAAGUCCUAGGCGACCUGUUCCUACUUUCAGGUAGAUUGGAGGACUCGUCUGUGUGGUAUGGAGAAGCGAUCGCAUUGUUCAAGGGUGCCCAGGAUACCGCUUGGCACGCAUCUGCUUUGGAAGGUCUAGCCACCAUUCCGGUGAUUGAAGCCUGGGCAUCAAACCGAGCAGUAACGGAUACCGUCGAAGGGAAGGAACCAUGGUCUGAGAUCUCGGAAAAGCUCGCUCAAGCAACUGCAUUGUAUUUCAAGUCAACGCCACAAACUGACCCUGAGACGAGCCAUUCCCUCCUUUCUUACUUAUACAGCCAGUCGGUCUUUCGUCAAUCCUGUCUCCUCUUUUCUGUGUGGUCUGCAAAAGGGUGGGGUUCUCUCGCUUUUGCGACUAUGCUGCAGCCCAGUUCAAGUCCCAAUGCUCAGAAUAUCGAUUCAAGCACGGCGACGAAAGCACGCACCAGUUCAUCUUUCGCUGAAGUCGAACGACGGUCAUCUAUAACUGGGAUAUCUCGCGCACAGAUAGCAGGGACUCUUUCGCAGGUCCAUGGGCCCUGGCUACUCCAUCUCGGACCGCGUGACCGCAUUAAGGUGUUGCAAACACUCGCAGGUUUGUACGGUGCCCUUGGCUACCACCGUAAGGAAGCAUACAUCUUGCGGGAAGUCCUUGGUUCCAUCAUGGACCUUGUCGUCUGUGGGCGAGAAGAAGGAGGUGGGGCUAACACAAGUCGGACUGGCUUGGGGUUGGGGAUCGGAGUUGGGAAGGUGACCACCAUCCAAGGAACGGUCGGCGUGAAGCUGAACGAAAGCGCUGUUGGCAAUGAAAGUGUGCUCAAAAUAGUCAGGCAUAUAUGCAGGGUGCAUGGAAUUGAUCUCGAAGCGGUCAAGUUGGUCAAUCCCGCUAAUCGUCUGCAAGCCAGAUUCGGUGAAGAUUCUGAUGAUGUGGACGCCGAUGUAGUGGGGCCAGCAGACGAUGCGGUUGAUGCUAUCGAGGAGCCCUUUGGUUGGCCCGAACUUCAGAUUGGCAUUGUUCGAGAAGCGAUAGCGGUUGCGGAAGCUCUCCCUGACUAUCCUUCCGUAGCCCAGUUCUCGUUGUCUUCGCUGAAGACUCUACAUCCGGUCAUGAGUCAUAACGAUCAGCAUCAUCUAUACAGGACUGCUGCGCGAGCUCUGGCCACAGCGAAACGGAGAGGAGACGAGAGAACAGUAGAAUACUGGUCUGGACAGCCCAUCGUCAGCAUAGAGGUCCUCCCCUUGCCAUUCGUCAGAUUGCCUAUGGAGACGCCGGUCUCUGCGCUUGCUCAAGCACCGUCGGAUGCAAAUCCAAUACUCGUUGGGCUUACGGACCCCUUCUUAUACAAUCCUCGCAAAUUGACUUCAGGACAGAGCCGAUUAACACUGGUUCAGAACGAGAUAUUUGAACUCAUGCUCACCCUACGAAAUCCGUAUGUAUUCGACCUUGAGCUACAGACCUUAGCCCUCAGUACGUCCGGUGUACCCUUCGAGUCGAACACAAUCCCCAUAGUUGUCCCUGCGAACACGUACCAUCCUGUGAGAAUGUCUGGGAAGGCCCUUGCAGCUGGCACUUUAGUCAUUCGUGGUUGCAUAGUACAAGCUCCGGGAGGUAUCUCGCGUGAGUUUGUUUUGCCAUUGUCCACUGAGGAAGAAGAGGACAGACGACUACGAAGACGUAGUGCCAUUGAAUGCGAGUCCGGGAGGUCAAAACACUCUGGUUUGAGAUCGAGGCCUUGGGCAAAGGGGGUCGGGUCGAUAAACAAACAAAUUCGAUCAGACAAGCCUUCAAUGCGUUUCCUUGAGUGCAAGAUUGUCCCAGAACAACCUCUACUGCGGAUCAGGAGGACAUCCCUCACUCACGGUGCUGUAAUGUUGUACAAUGGAGAAACGUCGACAAUUCGUAUCACGCUGGAGAACGUGUCAAUGUUACCGAUCGAUUUUAUCCGGCUAACCUUUGACGAUUCCACGAUUGCGCCUGCUCAGCAAGCGCUAGCAGAUGGAGAGCUGUCUGUUUUCGAGACAUACGAGACCGAAUACGACUUGAUACACCGACCUGCACUUACUUGUGAUAGUAGCCAUCAGUCACAGGUAGUAGCUCCUGGAGAAAAGGCUAUUGUUACUGUGGAUUGCUUUGGAAAAGUGGGAUGCACGAGUGGUGCCGUCCACGUCUCAUAUGCAUAUGUCCGUAGACAACAGCCAACGUUGCGGAAGCCUACAGGCGUGUUUCAUACUCGCCAACUGACGUAUCCAGUGCUGGUCACAGUAUACCACAUGCUCGAGUGUCAUGCCAUGGAUAUCCUACCGUACUCCCGUGCCGCUGCAUCAGCACCACCAGAGUUCGAUGAUCUGGACGAGCCUAUCGUCGCCAAGGCUAGGAAGGGCCUGCUCAACGUUGAGGACGUGUCAGAUUGGUGUCUGUUCUCAGUUGAGGUCCGAAAUACUUACGGACUACCGUUCGAAGUCACGUUCGAGCGGACUCAGCCAGAUGUAGAGCAUGCAUCAACAUCCUGUCUGGUACCUCCAGGGUCCACUUCACGCUUGCUGAUACCCAUCAAGAAAUUCUUCUUACCGGCGGAGCAUAUUUCUAGAGCAAUUCCGACCCUUUCAGAUCGACAAUUCGUGGUGACAAAGUCAGCUUUGACGUCUGUGGAGGAAAAGGCACAAAGGGAACUCUUCUGGUACCGAGAAGAACUGUUCAAGUUUGUCCAUGGACGGUGGAGAGAGAACGGAGGCACUCGCUGUGGAGAACUCUCGUUACGGCAACAACGCAUGGCUCUGCCGAUGCUCGAAAACUUGCGGACGGAGACAGCUAAAGUGAAAAUGUUAUUAUUCUCUCGCAGUAGGACAGAAGAGGACCCGACGGUAGUCUUCGCAGACCGAUUCGGAGGUCACCCACAAGUUCCACCAUUCACGAUCCUCUACUUGCGAACCAGAGUAAUUAACUUAUCAGCCUCGGAACUCAUUCUCACGUUGAAUCUGUCUCUGGAACCCGCUGGACAUAUCAUCUAUCAAGGAGUCACCGGUAACAUUCCCCUGGGUAAGCUAGAAAGUGGUGCAUCUUGUGAUGUGGAAACCCCCAUCGCAUUUGUCUCAUGUGGGAAGUUCGAACUUCUCGCGGACGUUCAUGCACUUGACUACCCCGGAGAUUCAGACCAUGUUGGCCAAGGACGAUUGACAGCGUCGGUGGUAUUGGAUAAUUCGUAG
Sparassis crispa is the source of this 4092-nucleotide messenger RNA. RefSeq lists its product as hypothetical. Gene Ontology annotation, cellular component: trans-Golgi network. NCBI's taxonomy places the organism in Eukaryota, Fungi, Basidiomycota, Agaricomycetes, Polyporales, Sparassidaceae. The transcript has 15 exons. The coding region runs from base 1 to 4092 and encodes 1363 amino acids. The record is from RefSeq and is a predicted model, not a curated record.